CAUGUUGUUUACUUGAGUUGUUGAUUUUUAUCAGGGAUAUAAAAGACUAACAUAUGAUAUCCAAACCUGACAUGAUAUCUCUAGAUGAUCUAAAUCCACACAGCUGAGGAGCUAUGACAAAGCCCGCUGAGGAAAUUGAAAAGCUUUGCAUUGAUGCUUUCAACAAUAAAGACAAGAAACAAGCACUGAUCUAUCUCGAGCAAUGCUCCGAACCAUCUAAAAUAGUGACAAAUUUUUUCCGCCGCACAGCUGAUUGCGUGGGACCUAGAGACAUUCUCACUAUUUCAAACGUUUCUCUCCUUCACAUUGCAGCUAAAAACAACUGGCCAGAUGUUACCUCAACACUCAUCACCGAGUACCACUGUAAUCCGGAAGCAAUAAAUAACCGCAAAAGCACUCCACUGCACUAUGCUGCUCGCUAUGGAAGCAUGGAAACCCUUAAAUGUCUUAUCACCAAGCAUAACUGUAACCCGAUGUCUUUAACAAGGAACAAAUGGACUGCCUUACAUUGGGCAGCAUCUACUGGACAAGUAAAUGCAUUACGUUACCUUAUUGAGGAUUGCAAUUGUGAUCCCUCUCUGUGUGAUACCAAAGGACACAACCUCCUUCACUUGGCUUGUGCCGGUAAUCACAUUGAAGCUGCAAGGUACCUCUUACAGACAGGACUAAUAGACCCGGCCUUUACCUGCAUAUGGGAUUGUCGGCCCAGUGAGUGGGGUCAAAGUACAUCAAAUGGUAACACUGAGACAAUUGAACUAUUAAAGUAUUACGAAGAAUGUCGAAUGAAUUCACCCAUUGAUACAUACACUCAAGUUUUUGUGCUUGGGAACAAAGGUGCCGGAAAGAGUACAUUAGUAAAAGUGCUUAAGAUUCGCUCUGAGGCUAAUUACGAUAGUUACCCUUCUGUCUCUGAAGAUGGCAAUGUGACUAAUGUUAUGUUAAACACCAUAGGAAUAGUUCCAGAAAAUAUUACAAGCUCAGAGAUUGGAAACAUGACUGUUUAUGAUCUUUCAGGUGAUGCUGAGUAUCACUUCUCACACUCUAUGAUAAUGAAAACUGCUACUAAAGCUGGUCUAGCACUAUUUAUACUUGUAGUUGAUAUUAGUCAACAUAUCCAAGCUGUUAAAAAACAAAUCUACUACUGGUUCAACUACCUUUGCACUAUGUGUGGCACUGAGAUUUUGAAUGUUUUGAUAGCUGGCAGUCAUCGAGAUGUACUUAGAGAUAAUGAUGAUGACAAAGCAAGUGCUAUUGAAGCGUUAAUCUCAAAGGAAUAUCCUCAAAGUAAAGCAACUUUUAUACCAAUGGAUUGUCGCAAAGUACAUUCAACAGAAAUCAUCAAGAUAUCUCAAAAAUUACUACUCAAUUCUUUGCCGUCAAUUCAAAAAUCAGUUAAUGCAAAUUACAACUGUCACGCUCUUUAUUCAUUCCUCAAAUCAAUUCAAAAGUGUUACUGUACUCUUGGUCAAUUAUCAACAAUGAUAGGUACGAGUGACAAAUUUUUGCCACACGAUGAAAAUGAUUUGGCAGAGCUCCUUGCUAAGCUAUCAGUGAAAGGGCUCAUUCUUUUCCUCAAAAAAGAGUCCAACCUCUGUGAUAGUUGGGUAAUAAUAAACAUCAAGCAUUUCCUGAAUGAAGUCAAUGGAUUACUGUUUAGCCCCAAACAUGAUCUAUCCUCAAUCAGCAAUAUUGGCCUAGUUCCAGUAAGCUGGAUCAAAUCAACAUUUCCAGAACAUUCUCCUCUCAUGCUGUCCGACAUAUUGCAUACGCUUGAAGUGUGCCAAGUAAUUGACAACAAUAAUGCUGAUGCCUCCAUUUCAGACAAAUGCUUGUUUUUUCCUUCUUUUGUUCCUCCGGGUCGUCCUAAUUCUUUACCACCUCACAAUGAGUUUGGCUUUGUGUGGCAUUUGGAAUGCAUUCAUUAUUCUCAAUUCUUCCCCACUCAGUUUUGUCACAUGCUCAUCCUUAGACUGGCACUUAAAUUUCCUCUGAAAAGUAUCAAAAGUUGCUCAUCUCCCGUUUCACUUCAAGCCGUCUCAAGAAGGUGUCAAAUGUGGAAAUUUGGAAUACAUUGGAAGACGGAUGAUUAUGUGGAAAUUUUAGUUGAAUUGUCUGAAGAUAUGCAAGAUGUCAGAGUCAAAAUUAAAUGGAAUGAAGACUCUCCACAGUCUAUUAAAGCAAUGAUGAAGCUAAGAAGCUCAAUUAUAAAGACAAUCUUCUGUCUUCACCAAGAGUAUUGCUCAUCUCUAGAAGUAGGUGAAUUCCUAGAGGCACCUCAUGCUUCAUGGGAUUCUGCGAAUCAUCAUCAGUUUGCAAUGCAAGACAUCGUACGUUCUAUUUGUUUGAAAAAGGAAGGAGUACUUUCUAGUGACACCAUGGGGAGCAAAGUAGAACGGCUUGACAAGAUAUUACUUCAUGAGCCCUUAGUCAACCUUCCUCAAAGCAUCCUUUUAAAAAUUUUUCUUUGCUGCAACACUGACUUGUUAAUAGAACCAGAUCUUUUGAAGCAGCUUAAUCAGAGUUUAAUGCCUCAUAUUGCCUUUACUCGUCAACAGACAUUCAGUACAGUACAAUCGCAUAUUGAAAAACAUUCCUUGUUUUGCGAAAGAACUAUUGUACAAACGGUACUAGAAGAGCACAAAGAAGAAAUUAAACUGAAUAUUGAAGAAGAGCAACUCUUACUUGAUUCGCCUAUUAAGAUUUCUGGAAUAACAUACGAUCCAGAUGAUCUACCAAAUGGCCCACUAGAUUCAUCACACUUUCUUAUCAUUGUAAAGUUCUUAAAGAAUUUGAAUGAUUGGUUUGAAUUGGGUAUUCGUCUUGACCUAAAACAUGCAUCCCUCUUAAAAAUUGAGAAUGACUUUCGACGCCAAGAGAGAUGCAAAAUUGAGAUGAUCCAGCUAUGGCUUGAUGGUAGUGAUGCUAGUAAAUCAUCUUUGAUGGAAGCACUAAAAGAUCUUGCUUAACUUUAAUAUAAUGAAUGGGUAUGAUGAGAGGGAACAGCAAUGUUUGCAUGUGUUCAUUAUAGUUUUGAAAAAUUAAUGCAAUAAAAUUAUAACAACAAAAUUAAAAA
This is a messenger RNA of Amphimedon queenslandica, 3073 nucleotides long. RefSeq lists its product as uncharacterized. Bases 114 to 2966 code for a protein of 950 amino acids. Gene Ontology annotation, molecular function: protein binding. The transcript has 4 exons. Gene Ontology annotation, biological process: signal transduction. NCBI's taxonomy places the organism in Eukaryota, Metazoa, Porifera, Demospongiae, Haplosclerida, Niphatidae. The record is from RefSeq and is a predicted model, not a curated record.